AUUAUAUAUAUGAAUCCCACAGUUUUUGAUCUCUUUGCUCAAAUCAAAGGAUUGUAUACAUGUAAAAUGAUAUAAGUUAUUGUAGAGUAAAACUUAGAAGAAUUCCAUCAACGAUUCAAAGGGGAUGAUGAAUUCAAAAAAAUUGCCAGACAAUCUAAAAUUUCUAAGAGUCAACUCGAUAGCUUGGAGGACAAGACAGCUUUGAUUAAUAAAUUAAAAAAAAUCAUUAAUGAAAGUAAAACAGCAAAUAAAGACGCAUUACUCUCUGCGAAGAAAUUUGAGAUAGCUUCUUAAGAAAAAGAAAAGGGUAUAUUUUUAAUUCUAAUAAAAAAGUGUUUAAUGAAAAUUCAAAAUUAAAGAAUUAAAUUAAAACCUUAGAGGCCUUCAGGAAUACUCAAACCAAUCAAUUAAACGAAUAUUAAGAAAAAUACAGCAAAGUAGUCGAAGAAGAAAAAUAAAAGAAAACAGAAUUAGUUGAAGGAUUCCAAUAAGAGAUCAAAGACAUCUCCACCAAAAUGGAAGAGGUUUCUAAUGCCAAACAUAAAAGUUAAGCUGAGAAUGAAGCUUUGAAAGAAAAAAUGAAAGAAAUUUAAGAACAUGUUGAAAAAAGAGAUAAAAUCUUUGAUGAAGAAUUGAAUAAAUUAGGUAAUAUUAAAUAAUACUUAUUUUAAAGAUUCAUAAAGAAAAGAAAGAGAAACCAAAAUAUUUGAAUAAAUCAAUAACAUAAGCUAAUCUCUGGGAACAACCGAUAAUUCAGAGGAUCUAUUAUAAAAAAUAAAAGAAGAAGAAGCAUUAGUAGAUGCUCAUUUGAAUCCACAUCUCUAAAAAGCAGAGGAAUUCUAAUAAGUUCUUGAGAAAACAAAUCAAUAAUUUGGUUUAUAUAAAAACGAAACAGAAAAAGUACUUUCCCAUUUUAUCUUUAGCUUGCACAAUAAUGCAGAAGUUUAGAUUAGAAAUCCUAAGCUUGUUAAAGAAAGUGCGAAAAGUCUGACAUUUACAUUGUAGAAUAAGCGAAAGAGGUAAUCAAUUAGUCUAAGUUUUAGUAUUAAAAACUAUAAGUUUAAUAUAAACAAAAAUAAGAGUAAAUAAAUUCAUUAUUAACAUUGAAAUCAACAUUACAAAGUGGAUUAUUAUGA
Paramecium octaurelia is the source of this 1136-nucleotide messenger RNA. The record is from the annotation of a GenBank genome assembly. Lineage: Eukaryota; Ciliophora; Oligohymenophorea; Peniculida; Parameciidae.